AUGAUUCCACCACCUCCUCUCGCUUCGCCCACCCCUUCAGAGCCUCAUCAUCCAUCCGAUCUGCCACGUCUAGAAUUGGUUGCGUUUCCUUUGAAACCACCUGCACUACCGUCUACCAGUAACUCCCAAUAUGCGGGUGAGCAGGGCCUGGACGGCCAAUGCCGGACUGGCCGUCGUAAUCAGCGUGUCCUGAAACAGAUCAAUAUGGGUCGUAUGGGCGUUGCCAAAAUUGGCAAUUUUGCGGGAGAGGCUCACGCCGGAAUCGGCGGUGUAAUUGUAGUUGACGCAGAGAGUGAGCAAGUUGGGAAGGACGGCCAGGAAGAAGGUGAUUGUAUCGUCGACUCCUAA
Talaromyces rugulosus is the source of this 348-nucleotide messenger RNA. RefSeq lists its product as uncharacterized. Bases 1 to 348 code for a protein of 115 amino acids. The transcript has 2 exons. NCBI's taxonomy places the organism in Eukaryota, Fungi, Ascomycota, Eurotiomycetes, Eurotiales, Trichocomaceae. The record is from RefSeq and is a predicted model, not a curated record.